AUGCUAACACCCCACGUAAAAAGUAACUCGCCCGUUAUAGUGCCCUCUACAUUCAAGCUCUACUUCAACACUGAGUUUACCAGCUGUUACAGAGCCCCCGGGUCCUGUCUGCUAGGCCCAGACGGGCCCUGGCAAGCGCUCGUCCUCAACUUUGGCAGCGGAAUCAACUUGCUCCCGCUAUACCCCCGAUUCGAGACCUACGGGACCACGGUUCUCACCACUGGCGAGGACAGGUAUAACUCGUCUACAUUGUCGACGUCGCGUAAGACGGGUCUGCAGUUCCUAGAUGACUGGGCCCGCUACGCUGCCGAUGUGCGCUCCUUUGUCAACCAGAGCUACCCGAUCUCUGGAGCAAUGACGCCGUACUUCGACGACAUGCAGCUAGCACGGUCAUUGUCGCCAGAUCCGAGGUUCAACUCGACCUUGUUCGCCGCAUACGAUUGGAACUACAAGACGGUCAACGGCUCGUCGUAUACCCCGCGGGUUGGACUAUGGGGGCUACGGGGAGUAGAGGGGCCCGAGACCGGAGACGUCAAUGCGAGCAACAUCUUGCCCCCCGGCCCGCUAGAACAGCUGAAAUCCCACGGCAUCAUUGGCACUGAGACGGUGAGUAUGAAUCUCGCCAGCGCGAGGCUUGAGCAAAGGGCCUCUUUUAUACUCGGCGGCUACGACGAGAGCAGAUUGCUUGGUCUGCCUGGCGCUUGGCCACUCUAUGCAAAUUCUCAUGGGGAGAUUUUGCUGCGAGACCUGAGGCUGGGUGUUGAGGAAGGCGGUUCGCCUUUCAAAAACGACACAGCCGUGACCAAAGACGCGCCACUGAGCAUAUGGCAGGGGCUGGGCGGCGACGAAGCCGGCAUCCGCUCCGGCAAAGCUCAGGGCGCCGCCGAAGGGUCCGCCAGAGUCUACGUGGAUGCCGGCGCGCCGUCGAUAUACCUUCCUCGGGGCAACUGCGAGGUGGCAGCAAAGCACCUACCUGUAACUUGGCGAGACGAUAUAGGAUAUUACACCUGGAAUGUGGACGAUCCCCAAUAUAAGCAAAUCGUCUCCUCGCCCGCAUACUUGGGUUUUGUGCUCGCCACGCCAGAAGCUAAAAACCUCACUAUCAAAGUCGCAUUCGCGCUGCUCAACUUGACACUAGAGUCCCCCAUCGUUUCCACUCCUACACAGUACUUUCCAUGUCACUCGACCGGGUCCGCGAGUGGGACCUGGUUGCUUGGCCGUGCAUUUCUGCAGGCUGUCUUCUACGGCGUCGAUUAUGAGAAGAAGCAGCGAUGGAUUGGCCAAGGGCCGGGUCCUGGUCAGCAACAGAUGAUAGUGAAGACAUGGCCGACGGGUACAGAUACAUUUCAGGCGAGUCCUGCCGACUCUUACGCAUCGACCUGGCGCAAGCAUUGGACAGUGCUUCCGGAAGAAAGUAAUGAGACAUCAACCCAGAAGCCUGGAAAUCAAACUUCUGGUGGCAGCGGCCUUUCUGGUGGUAUAAUAGCCGGUAUCGCGGUAGGCUCCGUUGCGUUGCUGGCAAUCUUGGCUGGAGCGUUGUGGUGGUGGUUCAUGCGAAAGCGGCGCAUUGCGGUGCAUACCAAGGAAGGAGGCAAGGGGAUGAGCCUUGACCAGCGACACGAGCUGGGCAUUGAGCAGCGAGAGCGGCACGAGCUAGGCCCUGAGCAGCGACAUGAACUGGGUGCUGAGCAGCGACACGAACCGCCGGUGCAGAGAGUAGUGCACGAGAUGCCUGGGUCGACGCCGGGUCCCAUCCAAGUUGAGACUAGGAGACCGGCAGGCGGCGGAAACUCGUCAGAAAGAACAUAA
This is a messenger RNA of Beauveria bassiana ARSEF 2860, 1809 nucleotides long. RefSeq names its product aspartic-type endopeptidase. The coding region runs from base 1 to 1809 and encodes 602 amino acids. The transcript has a single exon. NCBI's taxonomy places the organism in Eukaryota, Fungi, Ascomycota, Sordariomycetes, Hypocreales, Cordycipitaceae. The record is from RefSeq and is a predicted model, not a curated record.